AUGCUAUCCAAAAAGUCGCUUUCCAGAGGCGGGAGAUCCUUUCAGAGAGCGGAAAGUGAACAAGAGCCAACCCCACAACCCCAAAAAGUCAAUGAGAACCGACUCGUCUCCACUCCAAAGACCAUCAAGUUGAUUGGCCUUGCUGCUCUGCUACUGGUGCUCACGGCUACGUAUUCUCCGAUAUCCCAAUUGACACUUUCGCCAGUCUAUGGAUCUGUCCCCUCUGUAGCCUUCCACCAGAGGGGGAUGAUGGUGGCUGCUCUCUGUGGAUGGUUCGGAAAAGACCAAAUCAGAAAAAGACUAUCUACAAAGAUUAUGAACUUCUUGCCGGUACUGGCGCUCAGUAUUCCGACUAUCCAGUUUUUCCUAUUUCAGUGGAGCGAACAGCUGGGUGCGGUAUAUGGCCCGUUCCUGACUGAACUCCUCACAUAUUUCCCUUUGGUAUUUCUAUCGGUAGCCUCAGUGGCUAUGUUGCUCGAAGAUGCCGGUUUGAAACGAUACAGCGAGACUUUGGGGAAUCAUGGCCCUUUUUUUGGGUCAUAUAUUCUCUUCAGUACUCUCCAGAAGUUUAUUGGGUUUUUAUUACCUAGGUAUAUUGGACACAAUGCCUUGAUGGCUCGCGCUCCGCUGCAACUUAUAGCUGCUUCUCUUUACGCAAUUUCACUUCCAUCGAAAUGGCUAUUGCUCGCGUUACCGUCAGUGUUUUUUUCUGCUCGAUAUAACGUACACUUCCCGUUCGAACACAACACGGCACUUUUGAACUCAACCUUGCAAGCUGAAAAUUUCAUUUUACUGCAUCGAGAGGAGUCAUUGACGGGGUAUCUAUCCGUUUUGGAGAAUGUAAAGGAGCACUAUCGGGUGAUGAGCGGACUCGGAAUCGGUACAACACCUACUGCGCUCGUAAAUCACGGUAUAGAUACAACAGUGGUCGAGAUAGACCCCGCAGUAUACCAUAUUGCUGCGGACUACUUCAGCAUUCCAAAAAAUUUUACACCGGUUAUCCAAGACGCUGUCAGGUUUGUGGAUGAAGCGACAAGAGCAACUCCAGCCCCUAGAUUCGACUUUAUUGUGCACGAUGUCUUUACUGGCGGAGUAGAGCCAAUUAACUUGUUCACGGUAGAAUUUAUGAAAGGUCUCAGUGCUCUUCUGAAAGAGGACGGCGUAAUUGCUAUUAACUAUGCUGGAGACUUAUCUCUCCCAUCGUCUGGCCUUAUCGUUCGGACGAUAAAAUCUGUGUUCCCAAGUUGCCGGAUUUUCCGUGAAAGUGAGCCACCUGCAGAUACUAGGGAAGGAGAUUUUACAAAUAUGGUUAUCUUCUGUAAACAGACGGAUUUCCCAUUGGAGUUUCGAAACCCCACCGAAGCCGACUUUCUCGCCAGCAAGUCUAGGGAAUCGUACCUAUUGCCCCAGACAUCCUUGCAGUAG
Molecule: messenger RNA, 1425 nt
Organism: Histoplasma mississippiense
Lineage: Eukaryota; Fungi; Ascomycota; Eurotiomycetes; Onygenales; Ajellomycetaceae
Exons: 4
Coding region: 1-1425 (474 amino acids)
Biological process (GO): polyamine biosynthetic process
Source: RefSeq, a predicted model, not a curated record